Molecule: messenger RNA, 16442 nt
Organism: Diabrotica virgifera virgifera (western corn rootworm)
Lineage: Eukaryota; Metazoa; Arthropoda; Insecta; Coleoptera; Chrysomelidae
Product: UBA-like domain-containing protein 2
Exons: 3
Coding region: 152-514 (120 amino acids)
Biological process (GO): mRNA transport
Cellular component (GO): nucleus
Molecular function (GO): protein binding
Source: RefSeq, a predicted model, not a curated record
UACUUGUUGCCUUGAGAAAGAGAGGGACAAAAGCAGUCCAAGAAAAAGAAAGACUGACGUAGUGCCGUAGUGAAGUGGAGAGUGGAGUAGUGGAGUGCUUGUAUAUUUCAAAACGAGUGUAGUCUAUUCCGGUCUUUACAAGAUUUUUAAAAUGGAUGCCCCUUUAAGAGAACAAGUAAUGAUAAAUCAAUUUGUUGUAGCAGCAGGUUGUGCACACGAUCAAGCUAAACAGAUAUUACAAUCAGCGCAUUGGCAAUUUGAGACGGCACUAAGUAUAUUUUUUCAAGAUGCUGCUCUACCUACCUGCCCUCCAGGAGCUUCAACACAUUUUGGACAAGUGAUAACUCCAUGCAAUACUCCAGCGACUCCGCCAAAUUUCCCCGACACACUACUGGCAUUUUCCAAACUGUCGGCAGGCAACGGCAACAGUCCGUCCACGAAUUCGGCAGGAGCCGCCCCUCUUCCGCCACAGUCUCGCCGCUCCCCGCAGCCCAUUUUUCACCAGCAGCGAUAAAAUAGUGCCAGUUGGCUUUUGUGCCCCCAUUAAAUCACAUUUACGCUCAGUGUAAAAAACUUUGUAUGUAAAUUGGAGACUAUGAUAAAUGCUAGUGAAAUUUGUUGAGAUAUAUAUUUUGGUUAAGUAUUUUGUUGAGAGAACACUGUUUUUGGUUUUUUCUUGUGGUAAAACAGAACAAGCAGAAUUUUUUUUGUUGACGACGGUAGAACCGUUAAGAUAGGUUGACGAUGUUUCAAAAUAAUUGAUCGACAAACGGAUGGUCAAUAAAGUUUGUCUUGUACAGUUUCUUGUAUAUUAUUUAGUAUGAUAUUUCCAAUGAUAUCCUCUAUAUAACGCUCCUUUCACACACUAAGAAUUUGAACGUGCGAUCGCUAGAACGCACGAUGACAUUCCAAUGGUGGCUCAAGCAAUCCUAUGGUAACUUUCACAUUGCACCGAACGUUCAAACCUCCGUGCAAUGAGAAAGGUUCCAUAUUAGGGUGGUUCGAAAAAAACUUUUUUUUAAAAUAUCAAGGAAAAAUUCCUGUACUGGCUGUAUACCAUAGAUCACAAAAAAUAAAAACCUUAUUUUGUAAAAGGUAUAUGUAUUUAAAAACCCUAAAAAGGGACUGUAUCACAAAACGUUUUCGGAAUCAAUAUUCCAUCAUCAGUGUUAUCACAGGUUUACAUGAUUUAAGCCACCAAAAUGUAUGGGUAAAAACCCUUAAAUUGAUUUUAAACAGUUGGGGUUACAUUAUGUUAUCAGAUUUUGACGGAUGUUUUUCAGAUUAACCCCUGGCAUCACAUGACAUCAACCAUAUUGGUUGGAAAAUUGUAGGUCGAACCUUACAUGGCAGAGUUUAGGUGACAACUUUUUUUUAUUUUAGAUCGCUAUAAUAGUGCUCAAAAGUUGCCAUUGGUAUAGACUUGAAAAAAGCACUAAUUAUUAUUUUUUUUAUAAAAACCUUAAUUUUUCAUAUUUUUUUUUAAACAGGCCAGAUGGUUUUAAUUGCGUUCCUAUACCAUGAAUUAACUACUAAAAGUAUGUAAAAUCAAUAUAAAUGCACUUAUUAUACAUGUAUUUCAUAUCUUCCGGUCGCGCAACAUAAUACAAAAUGAGUACUAAAAUUAGUAGUUUUUGCAAAAUUUCAAAGUUUGACUGUUUAGUACAAUUUAAUCAUACGACUUUUGGAGAUGCUAUAGUUUAAUUCAAUUACAAUAAUAUAUUUAAAAUCCAAGCAUAUAAGAUACAUUUUGAUAUUCAAGUGGAAUUCGGUCGCGCAGCUUCGUCAAAAAUAGCAGACUACCGAGAGGCGAGGCGAAAGUGACGAAUGCCAGCGAAGCGCGCACAGCCACAAAUACAGAUACAUGUGGGAAGACUUCUACAUUGGAGUAUUUGUCUUCUCCAUUACAACGAACUGCCAUUCCGCCACCUUUUCCAAAACUUAGAUGGAAAUACAACAGGCACAAUAGGAUAUCCGGACCGAUUGGAAAGGCCCUACCUGAUUGUGAAAGACUACGAGCUGUUGUUGAAGUCUUAUCGAUUGUGAGAUUCAAAAAGUUGAAAAGCGUAUUCAUAGCAAGGACCGAUUGUACUUGCUUGAGAUAUCAGUCGUCAAGUUAGGACAUUGUUCAGAAGACUUUGUAGUGCGUGAUCCUGACCCAAUGUCAAAGUUGGCAUCGCUGAGCGGUGCAAUAAUGUGGUUCUAAUAUAGCCGUCUCUGGAACUGUGUCCACACACUUUACUUGAAGCUUCGGUCACUAGCUUAACGCAUCUUUCAACUGCCUGUGUAUGGCAUGGGAAAGUAUCUACAUAUGACAUAUACUCAUAACAGGCUUGAAGUCAUUGCUCACAUACUGUUUUAUCUCUUCAUUAGUUAAUGUUCUUAUCAGUGGAGGGGAGUCAGUGUACUGGUGUUCCAUUUGAUAAUUUCCUAAUACUAUUUAGCUUCAAAGUUCAAGUUUGGUAGUUUAAAGAUUCUGAUAGAGUCACUUUCAGAUAUUGCUUGCUUUUCCUUCAUGAUACGCCUAAAGCCCAGCUCUCGGAUAUGGUUUCUUUCAUCAGUUGCCAUAGCCAAAAGUAAAUUUUCGGGAUGGGCAAAGUAAGCAUUCCGUUGUAAAACGGGAUCAACAAGAAGCUCUUCUGGUAAGUGUACCUUGAAGAUUCAAUGAUUUUGUAAUCAUGUCUAGGCCCGUCUAUUAAUUUGUGGUUUAUUUUUGUGGCAAACCACAUAGGCAUAUUAUAACAUUUAAGAAUGAAUGUGACAAUCUCUCUCAGAUUUUCAGAAGGGUUGGACACGCUGAUGUAGAAACGCAAAACUCUGUUUGCAGUAGUAAGCCAUCUUGAAUGUGACGUUGGGCUAGGAUCACGUACCCACUACAAAGUCUUCUGAACAAUGUCCUGACUUGAUGACUUCUGAUAUCUCAAGCAAGUACAAUUAUUGUUGCUUUCUAAGAAUACGCUUGUCAACUUUUGGAUUCUCACAAUCAAUAGGAUUAAAAUCAAUAAGUGGUAGUCUUUCACAAUCAGGUAGGGCCUUUCCAAUUGGCCCGGAAUAUCCUAUUGGGCCUGUUGUAUUUUCAUCUAAGUGUUGGAAACGGUGGUGGAAUGUCAGUUCGUUGUAAUAGAGAAGACAAAUACUCCAUUGUAGAGGUAUUCCCACAUAUAUCUUUAUUUGAUGCAGCACGCGCUUCGCUGGCAUUCGUCACUUUCGCCUCGUCUCUCGGUAGUCUGCUGUUUUUGACGAAGGUGCGCGACCGUAUUCCACUUGUAUAUCAAAAUUUAUGUUAUAUGCUUCGAUUUUAAAUAUAUUAUUGUAAUUUAAUUAAACUAUAGCAUCUCUAAAAGUCGUAUGAUUAAAUUGUACCAAACAGUCAAACUUUGAAAUUUUGCAAAAACUACUAAUUUUACUCAUUUUUUAUGUUGCGCGACCGGAAGCUAUGAAACAAAUGUAUAAUAAGUGCAUUUACAUUGAUUUUACAUACUUUUAGUGGUUAAUUCAUGGUAUAGGAACGCAAUUAAAACCAUCUGGCCUGUUUAAAAAAAAAUAUGAAAAAUUAAGGUUUUUCACAAUUUUUGCUAACUUCGAUGGCAUUGCGCGACCGGAAGACAAAUUAAUAAAAAAAUUAUAAUUAGUAAGUCUCUACCAAUGGCAACUUUUGCGCACUAUAGCGAUCUGAAAUAAAAAAAAAAACAAAAUAAGAAAAUCUACGGUUUCGUUUUGAUUAAAAUCUGUCUUCCUCCAUCCCCCGAUAGUACUAUUUCUAGGUCUACCUGUUGUCAAGGAGGCUCUAAGGAAGACAGAUUUUUACCAUUCCGACCGUAGAUUGUCGAUAUAAAUUAAAAUAAUUUAUAUAGCAGUAUGGAUAGAACGCCCUCUAACGGGGAAUAAGCGAAAUGAAAUUUGACUCAAUUCAAGCUUUCUGCUUAACCCAGGUAUAACAUACCAAAAGGCACCGCCAGGAAAACAUUCUACUUUGCGGUUCAGAGAGCCCAUAUGAAACGAGUCUUUGUACUCUAUGCAGAGUAUGACAUUAACAAAAUAAGAAAAUCUACGGUUUCGUUUUGAUUAAAAUCUGUCUUCCUCCAUCCCCCGAUAGUGGGAAACACUUUUAAACACUUUUUUUCGAACCACCCUAUUCCAUAUGAUUGCUCGAGCCACCAUUGGAAUGUCAUCGUGCGUUCUAGUUCUAACCCUCGCACGUUUGAAAUUAUUAAUGUGUGAAAGGAGCUUAGGAAUUGUUAGAAAACGUACUUUUUGCGACGUACUUAAAAAACAAAUAAAAUUGGUUCAAAAUCUAUUAGAUUACAUACAUUUUGAUACUUUUAUGCUGCAAGACACUCAUUCACUUAUUAUUGCCAAAUAACUCAUCAAAACUAUUCCACGAAUUAAUUGUGUCAAUUAGGAAAAUCCCUAAAUGCACUAUUGUUUAAACUUAUAAUCGACGAGAUAAUAAAAACAAUAUUAAGCUUACGAUAUUGGACGUAAUAUGAGUAAGAUCAACAUUAGACUUACCACGUACCUAAAGUAACUGAAGGCAUCUAUUGCCCCAAGUAAUUACAGUAGACUCGCUCUAUAUCGUUGUUCUGAAGCUAUUUCCUUGUGGCAUUUUUAUGAUUAACUAUUUAGUGGGAAAUAAGCCACAAUUAAAUUGAAAAAUAAUUUUAUUAACGUUUCGAAUCCCAAAUCGGGUUUCGUUGUCAAAAUACAAAAUACUACUGUAUUACUGUAAUACUAAUGUACGAUGUCGCUUUGUAGCUUGAAAAAACGGUCAUUUACCUAUCCAUCGAUAUUAAAUUUUUUUAAAUCGGUUGUCAAAUGACAGCAAAUCAUUUUUAAAAUGAAAGAUGCAAUGUGGAAAUCACAUAACAUAAUAUCAUUUUGCUUAGUUAUGUUAUUUAGGUACAGUCCGUCUAAUUUACUUACCGUUGCAGGUCAUUAUUUACGUUAGAGAUCUAAGUUGACAUUGUUGCCCAACUACAAAAAAAUCUUGAAUUCAUUUUAAAUCAAAUACAUUACACAAUUUUUGCGGAAGUGGAUUAUACAGCAAAACAAAUUAAUAUUCAAUGUAAAUAAAUAAAAACUUUAGAAAUAGAAAACAAGAAUUAAGUUAUGUAUAAUCCUACGUUAAAGUACAUAACAAAAACAGUAAAUAUAAUGAAACAAAUACUUAUAGUAAAGAAUAUAAACAAAUAUGAAGUGUCAUCACCGCAACUGUCAAGUAAAUGUUACCAAUUUAUGUCAAAAUAUCACCUUCGUUCGAUUAUAGUUACAGUGUAUUCCGAACAAAUGUGCUUCAUAAAAACGCUUUAUAAUCCAUUUAUACAAAUUAAAUUAAAAAUAUUAUUUUGUAUUUCUUUAAGUUAACAUUAUAGAAAUCUUUAAAUAUUAUUUCUACGCGUAUGUAAUAAAAUAUGCCUAGUGGCUGACGCGGAUGACGUGCAACGGUAAGUAAAUUAGAUGGAGUAUAUGUGAUAUCCACGUUGCACCGCUCAUUUUAAAAAUUAAUUACUCAGUGAUUUGACAACCGAUUUUUAAAAACUUUAUAUCGCUGGAUAGGUGAAUGACCUUUCUUUCAAUUUACAAAAAAAUAUACUGGGUGUUCUAUUAAAAAAAGUCAACAACGUUUUUUUCAAAAGUCCGCCAUUUUUCUUUUCGUAUUUGAAAGCGAUAUAAAAAAUUCAGUCCAUUCAGACAAAACUUUUACUAAAAUAAAACAUUUCAGCGAAAACCGCAUAUUUCUAUCUUAAGCCGUUUAGAAGUUAUAGGCAGUUAAAAUGGGGGAAAAUAUAAGUGGACACCCGGUAUUAUUUUCAAACCUUAGUUGCGCUGAUACAUACAUAAAUUGGAUGAUUUAGCAACUAACAACAUACUGUCGGUGUGCGCAUGCCCCAGGGAAUGUAAAAAUUCAUCCUCGUGCCUAAAGGAGUACAAAACUUCAAAAAGAAAAACCGAAUAUGGAUGAAAGAUUUUUUCAAGCCGCGUCACAUUCAAUUAUUGAAUGAACUGUAUGAGCAGUACGAUCUCGCGAACAUUCAAUUACUGAAUGAACUGUUUGAGCAAUACGAUCUCAAACUUUUUAUUUUGUUUUUGACAGCGGUAAUAGUUACUAAGUUACAUUAUUUUUUUGCUGACUGCCGCUACACGACAAGUCUCAGUGAUGUUUUCACUCGACAUAAUUGCAAUAUUGCUUUUGAUAACACUGAUAAGGCGAAGUAAACAACAUGAAUUGAAAGGGAAGUUGAACGAAAAAUCCAACAGGUUUUGUACUUCAUGCGUCAGACCGUGCGCUAUGAAAUUCCUACUUUUCAACUUCAAACAAGGCAUGCGUAGCGUCUGCCUUUUGUUCAUUACACCGUGCGCUGUGACGCAUGCGUUUGUUGAACACGAAGUUGCACCAGUGUAGACAUAGCUUAAAGCUUGUUUAUACGAUGCCUCUUUUCGUGCGUGGUUGCAUGCAUCAAUAUGCUCGAGAGGCACGUUUUUUACUACUUGUGUCUUUAUUUGUUACCCCAAAAUGCGAAAGACUUGUCUUGUUUAUUUAUUUUUGUAAUCAGCGUGCUAUGUUUUUAAAGCACAUGCCAAUUUCUAUACUACAAAGUACAAUGUUUUCUCACUGUUCCACUCCAUGGAAUGCACAGCGAAAAAAAAAUUUAAAUUGACUUAAAUAAUUCUUAAAUUUACUCGCAAGUAAAUAUUCUACUAGAUUGUAAUAUAUUGCUUAUUUAAAUUCUCCAUUUAAUAUUUACUAAAUCUAAAACACAAGUCAAAUCGGCAAUGGUAACCAUUUUUAAAAUGUGAAAUCUCUAUUAGGUGUGAUGAGCACCUCGCUUUGCCUCUGUUUUGUGGCAUGCACAGAUGCAUGCCUCUUGCCUCUAGAGAUACGUGGCAAGUUGCACGAAAAGAUGCAUCGUGUAAAAGCGCCUUUAGGCGAUUAUAUUUGAACAAAUUAAUAAUUAAAUAAUUAUCUAAUGGUUACAAUGCAAAUUUAUUGACCAUUCUGCUGUUUUAUGUUGUAGAGUUUUAUUUACUCAUAAUAAAAAUUUGUGAUGAUAUUCCAAUCGAAAUAACGUCUUUUAAAAUGUACUAACAGUUUUAAAUAAAGACCUUUAGUAAAUAACAGGCUUGUUUGGUUAACAGAUACUGUAUAGACUGAUAAAUUAUUCAAAAAAUGUUCCAAUCAGGUGUAUGUUUAUAAAUCUUGCAUGCAUUAAAAAAACUCACAAACGAAUGAAUGUGUUCUUUAUUGGUUGCCAGCACGAAAUACUUGGUUACUUCUAAAUAUAGAAACCUGAUUCUAAAACUAUGUUGUUAUUUUAUUUGAUUUUCUAUUAUAGAAAUGUGAAGCUACAAGGUGUUGUAAUUAUAGUCCUAAUAUUUGUUUAGAGUUUAGAGAACUGUACAUAAACUAUUAUAGUUAAAUUGUGUAUACUUUUUUUACAAAAAUGUCUUCUAAUGAUAGUAACAAUUUAUAUCUGCGUAACUCAAAUUGAUUAAUAAAUAAAAUAAUUAUAAUAAUUUGAAAAUCGCCGAUGAUGCAGUCAUAAUUUAAAAUAGUCUGGAUUUGAUUGGAGCAAAUUAUGAAACUGAUUCCAGAGUCACUAGCCCUUAUGGAGCAGGUUACUAACAUUAUCAAAAAUAUCUUUUUGUUUAUAUAGUUACGUGUUACUCGUGUUAGAUACGGUUACUAUAGUACAUAUACCGACGGAACAACAACGAACAAAAUAUAUUACACAUAUUCGCUGUGUGCAAGUACUUGGAGGGGAUACGAGAAACGAUCUUGAGCUAGAAGCGGAGAAAUCUUGCAACUUUCUUAACAUAUCUCUUAAAUAAUAAUUCAUAUUGUUAAUUGAAGUUGUCAAAUUGACGUAUAUUUCAUACCUACUGUCAUUGAAGAAAAUGGGAUUUCGCAAAUGAUGUGUUAUAAAUUGUAAAAAUUAUAUGUUGCUCCACAAUAUUGAGAUGGUUAUGCAAUUAUUAAAGUAAAUUUAAUUAAUGUUUUUUUGCUUGUAGUACAAUGUUUACCUUUUAAUAACAUAACCUCAAUCUUACUUUUUCUUCUUAUUCUUUUUUGGGCUAUGGCCUUGACAAUUAGGGUUGUUUCGUUUUAAACGUUUUCUUUUAAUCAACUGUUUUAAACAUGUUUUAAAAUUUUGUUUAUGUUUAAAACAGUUUUUGUUUAAAACACUUUAAAACAUGUUUAAAACACUUAAAUUGUACAAGCGUUUUUUUUUUCAUUUUCUUUAUUAAUAUGUAUAAUGAACAUAAAAAAAUUAUUAAAUACAUUAUAUAAACUUUUUAACAUACAUACAUAUUAUUUAUUGAUUAAUAAUCGGAACACAGAAAAAAUUGGAAAACUUAAAACAUUUUGCAUACAAGAGUUAAUCAAUUUGUCAAAACUGUUUCAGUCUCAUAGUAAUCUUGUAAUAUAAAUCAUCAAUCUGAUCAGUCACGUCAUCACUGAUAGAAUUAAGUUCUUUAAAAAUUGAAACCAACUUAGAAGCUUUGACAUUGCCUAGUGGGCCUAGCCGAUUACGUAGUUUGGAAUGGUAAACCGUAUGAUGAGAAGAGUCUUUCUAUGUUGACUGACGAUGCAAUUUCUGUGUGAAGCUGUUGAGCAAGUUUCAAUGCUGUAGUAUUUAUAUUUUUCUUACAACGCCACCAUGCUAAUGGUUUUACAUUCGCAAUUAGAUGUUUAGAACACAUAUAUGGUUUAAAUGAUACAACACUUUGUCUGAUAAUAAUAAUAGUAAUUGAAAAUACUUCUGGAUGAUAAUUGAUAAUGCAUGGAUGAUAAGUUUAUUUCCACUAAAGCGAUGAUCAAGCAAAUUUGCCAAAAAAUGAGCUGGGGUCAUUACAAAAUAACUGACAGUAGACGUUAUUGCAAUAGCUAACUUGCAAUGCGAAUUUAUAAAUAGUAAAUAGUCUGGGGUUCCCCAUGCAAUUUCUUAUCUAUUAUUUAGUAGAAUAAUAGAUCAAACCCCUUCACCUUCAAUUAAUGUUAUGUAUAAGAAAAUAUGAUUUAAACAAUGUUUUCUUCUAAGUUUUAUUUGUUUAAAAUAUUAAAUUUAAAAUCACAAAAAACAUGUUUAAAGCAAAAAACGUUUAAAACAAAAAAAAACAUGUGUUUUAAACAAGUUUUAUUUGUUUAAAACAAAAAAAAAGUUUAAAACAAAAAAAAACGUUUAAAACAAAAAAACGUGUUUUGUUUCAUAUUAAAAAAACAUGUUUUUUUGCAACCCUGUUGACAAAAUUAUCCAGUAACCAGGACUAAUAUAAUUGGCCAAUAUAAUUAAAAGUGCUAUAAAUGUUGCUGAGCUAUGAAACCAGGUGUCGCUCUUCCGAACUUACACGGUCCCAAUAGAGCAAUAACAAAAUCAUAAAAAUGAUUGAUAACACAAUACCUAUAACAGUGUAAACACAAUACCUAUAACAGUGUACUUUUGUAGCGACUUUUGUAUACGAACAAACAUGAAGUCAAAAUAUGAUUUAAGUAAACUACAAUAUGAUGUUGCUUACGAUGUUAACAUUAUACCAUCAUUAUCAAUGGCGUUACAACUCUUCGUGAGUCUUUGCCGCGUUUACUAUCACCUUUCUAUGUUUGUCGGUACUGUGUCACUAUGUACAUUUGUCUCACUCCCAUUUUGUCUAGAUCCUACCUGACUGCAUCUUCGAAGUUAUGAUCGUUUAUAGUAACAUUUUGCCUUAUUCGCCGUCGUUUUUGUUUUGAAACGACUAUGUAUUUUGUUUUGUCUUUACAAAGUACAAAGUUAAUGGACAGCCUAAGUCUGACGUCACAAAUGUCACAAAAUUGGGAGGAGCUUAUAUUGACUCCAAACAAUUUUGUUUGUAACGUUAAAUGGUCAUAAUUAAUUUUUCAUUUAUGUGCUCUGUGUGGCAAAAUAAGACUUCAUUUAGGUAUUUCGUUAAAGAAACGUGUUAAUUAAGAGAUUUUUAUUCGUUUUUGCUUAGGUGGUUUUUAUUCCUUAGUGGUUGAAAAUAAACAUAACCUCAAAACUGUUUACGUUCUAAUCAUUGCAUUAUAUUAACUCACGUGGGCAAAAACGAAUAAAAAUCUCUUAAUUGACACGUUUCUUUAACUAAAUACCUAAAUGAAAAGUCUUAUUUUGUCAAACAAACCACGUAAACAAUAAAUUAAAAAUUCCUUAUGAGUGUUUAACAUAAACAAAAUUGUUUCGAGUCAAAUAUAAGCUCCUCCCAAUUUUGUGACGUCAAGACUUAGGAUGUCCAUUUUUCUAAAAAAUAUAUGUCUGGUUUUGCAGCACGACAGCUAAAAAUAUUAGCAGGGUUACAGCAAGGAUUUAUUUAUUUAAUAUACUUAUGAAUGAAUCGGACUAGCUCAGGCGGUAGGAUUUCUGACUUCCAUGCAAGUAGGCUGGGGUUCGAACCCCAGCGCCGGCGAUAACAGCUAGACAUUUUUAAAUAUCUAUAGGUCCCAACUCGACUCAGCCUGAAUUAAAUGAGUACCUUGGGUAAAACCAGGGGAGGGAUAAUAAUAGGCGGUUGAAGCUCAUCACUGGCCCUGUUACCUUCCUUGUAUACAGUAGCGUAGGCCCUAGACAGCCCCAAAGCCGCUUUAGCGGUAUAAAACCGCUUUUUAUACUUAUAAGGUAAUAACAAUUUAAAAUAAUGAAUAAUUUACCAACUUCUCGUAAUGAAAAGUGCACAAUCAUUAUAAAAGGGUUGAUUUUUUUAAGUUUUUAUAAAAAAUAAAGGUUUAAUAUGAUUGAGCGCUUGACCACGGUUCUACCGACCUAGGGAUCAUCCAUAAACUACGUCGUAAAAAUUUUGGACUUUUUAAUACCCUCCCCCCCUUCCGUCGUAAAUCGUCGUUUACAGUUGACCCGCCCCCUCAUAACGACGUCGCAAUUGCAACUCAUGACCCCCUCUUUUAGUGUAAUUCCAUGUUAUUUCUGGAUUUUUUAAGGUUAGCUAUCAAAAUUACGAAUUGUAUCCGACAAUUUACGAAUGUAUCCAAAUUAUUAUGACUAUGUAGCUUAUUAAUAUCCGCGUAUUUUUUUCUCCCAAUUCACUGUACAACUAAUUAUAACAAUACCUUUAUUGAGACUAAAGACAAUACUUUUAUCGGAGGUCCUAUGCUUUCUUAACUGUAUCAUAUAAAUCUUGAUAGGUACUUAUUUUGUUUUAAUUUCAAGACCAUUUCUUAUAUUAAGUAUAAAUAUAAUCUACUGACUAAAUAUUUCAUUUCUAUUCAUUCUUGUACAAUUGUUUCACACACCCGUGUUGCUGCCCCCCCCCCCACUUGCAAAAAUUAAAAAACAAAUAGCCCUGAUUUAUUAGCUAUUUAUGAGCUUUCAUAUUCCGCAAACUAAAAAUUUUGAGCUCGUUCCACUGAGCAGGAAUUGAAUACUUUGGUGGGGGUGCUGAGUCAGCCCCCCCACUACUUAAAAAUAGGAAUAUUGAAUCGGUUUUUGCGGUAGAAUUACGAGCUAUUUAUGAGCUCUUGAAAUUAUAUAGUUUCGAUUUUUGAGCUCUCCCCUUCACCCCCAAACAACCCUUAGUUGAUUUAACUUAAGAGAAAAAUGCUUAAAAUAUAUCGUAUUGCGGAUAAAAUUCCUAUUGCUUAUAUACUCUAAGAAUAAACUAUUAAAUCACGUGCAUUUCGAUUAUUGAGCUACAACCCCUUCGCAAGAAAACCACCCUAUCUUCCCGGCUUCAGAGAAAGUUGUACAUACUUAAAAAUGCAUUAAAUUAAUUAUUUGAGGACUACAUAUCAUUUAAUAAUUUAUAAGCUCCCGAAUUACGCGCAUUUAGAAAAGUAAAUUGCAAUUUAUUUUGUAUAGUGCAGUCACUGAAGGUAAAAAUCAACGAUUACCUUCGAUUUCGGCGAACCUUCAUCGAUUUUCACGAAAAUUGGUCAGUGGUUAGAGGAUACCUCAAGACACAAAGGUGAUGGUACCACCAUGGGUGAAGGGGAUGAGCUCAAAAAUCGAAACUAUAUAAUUUCAAGAGCUCAUAAAUAGCUCGUAAUUCUACCGUAAAAACCGAUUCAAUAUUCCUAUUUUUAAGUAGUGGGGGGCUGACUCAGCCCCCCACUAAAGUAUUAAAUUCCUGCUCAGUGGAACGAGCUCAAAAUUUUUAGUUUGCGGAAUAUGAAAGCUCAUAAAUAGCUCAUAAAUCAGGGCUAUUUGUUUUUUAAGAGUAUUCAGUAAAUAAAUGAACAGUUUAAUAUUUAUUGCUUCCAGACGUUGUUCUUUAUAGAAGCGUUUGUUUAAAUACGUAGAACAAUGUUUUAUUGUUUGUUAUUGUGUAAAAAAUUGCUAGCAAUAUUAUUAAGGCCGUGAGUGAUAAAAACGAAAUAAAAAGUAUGCCAUAAAAGUAAUAUACCUACUAAUUCUUUUUAAUUCUAAAAUAGGGUAUAUUUUUUAUAUUCCUGAACAUCAAACGACGUCGGAUGUGCACUUAUGGCCCCCUCCCCCUGUCGUAUACCGUCGUAAUAAGCAAAGACCCCCCCUCCCCCUUUUCAACGACGUAGUUUAUGGAUGUCACCCUACCUAAGAUGUGUAUUGUGGCUCAUCCUGUGGUUAAAAUCUCGGCAGAGCCUUUUUAAUCUAUUCGGUACGGCACCGGUUUACUAGAAUGUGACCGGCUGGACGGGUGCGGACAGCGCUUCCCUAAAUCAACACUCAAAUAUAUGUACCUACAUAAAAAAGGAUGAAAUGGCAUGUAACGCGAUAUCGUUGACAGAGUAGAAGACUAAUACUAUCACCGAUAAAACUUGCUUUAGCAAGUAUUUUUAAACGUAAAUGAAUCAUUUACUGGUAUUUACGAUAAUUCCCGGUACCUAAGCAAGUCUUCUUUGCAUUUGACCUAAGUCGUUUCCCGGGUACCGAAAGUUUUAGCAAUUCCGGUCGUUUCCUGUCUUGAAAAGGUUAAUAAAGUCUAUUAUGACCUUUUACCACACUUCUACGAAGCCAUAGGGCUCGAGUUGGUAAUAACUGAAUCUAUUGAGCCUUAUCCUAUCCAAUGCUGAGCAGUUGGCAGUAAGUAUUCAGUUGUUUGAAAAGUGAUGGAAAUUAUUUAGUCUUGAAACGGAUUGCGACCCAGUGGUUCGCUCCCGGUUUAUUAGGAAAAUACUUGUUUGAACAUUGCAUUUUAUUCUCUGGUAAAGAGCUGCUGAGAGAAGCAAAAUAAUCGUGCUCAUUCAUCUGCAGACAUUGACUCCAAAAGUUGAACUUCUUUAGCAAGGCUUCAUCGAUUGAUGGUUAAUAUUAAUAUCCACAGAGAACGGCAGUUCUCACCAGUGGCGCACAACACCCCUACAAGCGACACUAUAUAUACACGAAAUUUUCAAUUUUCUAAACCUGACUGAAUGGAAAAUUGGGCCACAUCCCAUCUUAAAGUUUACGAAAAGACUCGUCCAUCCAUAUGUUACUUCUCCAUUUUGGUCCAAGGGUGUGGAAUUUACGGCCCUUCCCAUUUAAAGCCUGUUUUUCGUUCUCGUCCCCAAAACUCCCAAAAAUUUAAACCCGACCUUUGCGGCUUCUGAUAGCAUAGAUCAUUACCUUUCCAACGCAUGUUUAAUUUUGAAAAUCGGUUGUACCAUCCAAAAGUUAUCGGUGUACACCUUAUAUCUGGGAAAAUUCGAAUUUUUAAGUUAUAGGGUUCAUAAGUAUGAUCAAAUCUAUUUCUUAUGGGAAAAACGGUUUUUCAAGCUCAAUAACUCCUGUAAUACGUUCAGUUAUCAUACUCGAUCUUGGAUGCAUCAGAUACUACUUGUCAAUACGUUUCAAAUUCAUGUUUAGUGAUCAACAUCAGGUAAGCCGUUCAGAAAUUAUAGAGCUCCAAAGGUAUAAUUAGUCCAGGAACUGAAAAUUUUCACUUCGCAAUUUUUACAGAAUGAAUAGAUUUGUUUAAAAAUUUGACAAUAAGUAGUGGAUAGUCCAAGGAUCAAAAUCUAUAUGAUGCCGAAAGACGCUUUUACCAAGGGGGUAGUUGCCACCUCAUCUCGAGGGUGGAAAUUUUUUUUUUAUAUUUUGCCCGCAAAUGCUGGUAAAAAUAUUAAUUAUAAACAAAAAAUGUUCAUUAUAAAUUUUUUUGAUAAAAUUAAUAGUUUUCGAUUUAUUAGUUAUCGAAGCUGUUAGUUUUAUAUCGGAAAGAUUACCAGAUAACGGCAGUUCUCGCCAGUGGCGCAGAAAUACACCCCCCUACACGCGACACUAUUAUAUACACGAAAUUUUCAAUUUUCUAAAUCUGACUGAAUUGAAAAUUGUGCCAACUCCCAUCUUCAAGUUCAGAAAAAGACUCGCCCAUUCAUAUGUCAACCAUCCAUUUUGGUCCAAGGGUGUCGAUUUUACGACCCUCCCUAUUUAGGGUCUGUUUUUCGUUCUGGUCCCCAAAACUCCCAAAAACUUCGAAAAUUUAAGUCCAACCUUUGCGGUUUCUAAUAGAACUGAUCAUUACCCUUCCAACGCAUGUCUAAUUUUGAAAAUCGGUUAUACCAUUCAAAAGUUAUAGAGCUUAGAAAUGUGACUCAAUUUUUAUUAAAAAAGGGAAAAUGUUUGUGGAUAUGUAUGUAUCUGUGUUUGAAAGUUAAACCGAUUUGAUAUUUUUUCUCUGUAUUUAAAGAGGGGGUCAGGGCCGAUUUAGAACCGGUGUAGUUUGUGACUUUUGACCACCCAUAAGCCAGCUAUAGGACUUUGUAGGUACAAAACGGCAUAUUUUUUGGGGGUAUAUAUAUUCGGAUCAAGAAGAGGCAUGAGAACCGCAAAUAUAUCAAAUCAAUAGUGUUGACUUAAGCUUUCAAAUGGUGUCCAAGCCGUCAGGAUCAGACGUACACACGGCUCAGUAUAGCCGAAAAACUGAAAAACUAAACUUUGAAAAUUUUGGUUUUUCGACAAUUACUCAACAUUUCAACGUACGAAUUGUGCCAAUAACUUAGCGUUUGUAUAAGGACUCAAGACGAAUCUAACGAUGUAUACCUCAUAUCCGGGAAAAUUCAAAUUUUUUAGGUUAUAGGCUUCAUAAAUAUGAUGAAAUCUAUUUUCUGUGGGAAAAACAGUUUCGAAAGCUAAAUAAUUCCUGUACCUAAUAGCUUCAGUUAUCAUACUUGACCUUAGAUCCAUCAGAUACUACUGGUCAAUACGUUUCAAACCUAUGUUUACUGAUCAAAAUCGGUUAAGCCGUUUAGAGAAGUUAUUAAAAUACAAAAGUAUAAUCCAAUUAACGAUUAUUCCCCAAAUGGUUUAUGGGUUGUAGUGGUUACGACGCUAAAUUUGAUCUGGCAACGGGCAAUCCGACUUCAUUUACCGGCCAUCUCAAUAUAUUUUUUUUUUCAAUCUAUUUCGAAUAGAAAAAAAUCUAGUGUACAUUCGAUGGACACUAGAUGAUUUGGGAGAUAAUGCAACAAAGGUGACCAAUUAUAAAGCUUGACGUGUAAUAGAGGAACAUUGCAUUCAACUUCAUACAUUUAAUUUAUAAAUAACUUUGAAAAACUCCUGAUACAAGAAUAAAAAACCGCUAAACGCCGUAAAAAUGAGUGGCGCAUAAAAUAUUCCAGCUACAAAAGAUCUGAUAUGAAUGUUACGUGGCGCGAAAAUGGAUUUUCAUUUGAUGCAAAACAAAAUUCUAGUUUUAUUUUAAAAGAUUUUUCCAUAAUAUUUGCUAAAUUUGAAGUAAACGUGCCACAAAAGAGUUUAAAAAUUCAAACUGUAUCAAAGUUACUCUUUUGUGGCGCGUUUACUUCAAAUUUAGCAAAUAUUAUGGAAAAAUCUUUUAAAAUAAAACUAGAAUUUUGUUUUGCGUCAAAUGAAAAUCCAUUUUCGCGCCACGUAACAUUCAUAUCAGAUCUUUUGUAGCUGGAAUAUUUUAUGCGCCACUCAUUUUUACGGCGUUUAGCGGUUUUUUAUUAUUGUGUAUUAUAUUCAACGCAAUUAAAAAAAAAUGAUAAACAAACGAGAACUUAAGAAAAGUCAAAGAAGAUAGUGCGGAAACCCUGGCUAUUGACCAUUAAUGAAGAAAAAUUCAACAGGCCCUUGAAGGAAAAGAAAACCGAUGACAGUAGAAAUUAUUAAACUCUUAUAAUGUUUCGUUUAAUCGUUUAAGUUAAUAAUACUUUUUGGAAUUUCACCUGGUAUUCUUGGCAUGCUGUACGUGUAUUUAUUACAAAUACAUUAUUAAAUCUUGCAUGGAUAAGUAACAAGUUCUAGUAUUACUUAAGCAAUUCCACGUUGACUGUCUCUUGACAAUAUUAUUAAACGCAAUCAAGUGUUAUCAACCAAUAAUGAUACACAAACUAUAACAAUAUAUCAAAUUUAUAUAGUCCAAAAUCUUUUAUAACUUAAUUUUUAAUUUAAAACCUUUUAAAAUUGUAUGAAUCUUGAAGUUGACAAUGAAGUGCAUUUUAAAAAUUUUGAACCACAUGUAUGAAUUCAAAAAUAUAGUUUUUUGAAAUCUUCAUUGAA